AUGUCCCAUACGGAGCCGGACUCACUGUUUGGCUCAGGUCCCGGCCACAAUGCUCUAGGAAUCAGCAUUAUCGUAUUCAUGUCCGUCGCUCUCUACAACGCCCUCGAGCUAGCCGUUGUCAUCCCGUUGACCUUCCACCGGUACAGCAGUUUAUAUUUCUGGGCGCUGAUGACAUCCGCUGUCCUCGGUGUGAUUCCCGCAACUAUCGGACCGUCUUUGCAGUUCUUCGAUUUCACACCAUUAUGGCUGAGUAUGCUGUUGUCCAAUUUUGGGUUUGUCAUGAUGGUCCCAAAUCAGUCGGUGGUACUUUACUCGCGGUUACAUCUGGUGUCACAAAAUAAACUGAUGCUGGCCUUCGUGCGGUGGUUGAUAAUAUGGAGUCUAUUCAUGAUCGUUGUGCCAACGAUUGUGUUAAACGUCGGCUCAAGCUACCUGCCACAGUCGCUUCCAUGGGUGCGAGGAUACGAAGCGAUUGAACGGAUCCAAGUUACCUGGUUUGCAGUGCAGGAGACCUUCAUUUCCCUAAUAUAUAUCUGGCACACGGGUUGGAUGAUUCGACUUAGUCCUACCGAAGAUAAGCGGCGACACAAGAUUCUAUACGAACUAGUGAUUAUCAACAUCAUAGCCAUUGCCAUGGAUGCGUCUCUGGUGGUCCUGGAGUACCUAGGGUUCUAUUUCACGCAGGUUAUUUUCAAGGCGACCGUCUACAGCAUAAAGCUGAAGCUUGAGUUCGCUGUGCUGAGCAUGCUGGUCUCCCUCGUGCACCCGCCUAGGUCUGACCCGCCCACCUGGGGGACGAAUUGCACCGUGUCGACUUUCUAUUAG
Aspergillus caelatus is the source of this 825-nucleotide messenger RNA. RefSeq lists its product as uncharacterized. Lineage: Eukaryota; Fungi; Ascomycota; Eurotiomycetes; Eurotiales; Aspergillaceae. The transcript has a single exon. Bases 1 to 825 code for a protein of 274 amino acids. The record is from RefSeq and is a predicted model, not a curated record.